Molecule: messenger RNA, 3879 nt
Organism: Capronia epimyces CBS 606.96
Lineage: Eukaryota; Fungi; Ascomycota; Eurotiomycetes; Chaetothyriales; Herpotrichiellaceae
Exons: 2
Coding region: 1-3879 (1292 amino acids)
Cellular component (GO): HDA1 complex
Source: RefSeq, a predicted model, not a curated record
AUGAAGAAGUCUGAGCGCAGAAACUCUGACACUGUAGAAUACAACCCAGCUAAGCGCAGGAAGGCUGCAGACGGCUCUGCGCAGUAUUCCGACCGUUGGCCAACUUGGGAAGAGCAGAGGCAAUUAGGGAGGAAGUUUCGUGAAGUGGGCGAGGGCAAUUGGCCGGUUGCAGCUAUCCUGGCCGAAAAGUCCAUCGGCAAGAAGAAGGAAUACCUGGUGUCGUGGGAGCCGCAUCCAAAGACCAAGGAAAUCUGGCGACCAACUUGGGUGCCCGCUGGUAGCGUCGGCAAGGAACUCAAAGACUCCUGGAAGCAAGAGAACAAGAGCAGGGAAACACCUCCCACCAAACAAGACACCGCCCGGUCUCAUGGCGAGGCUGUGAGCAAGUCAACAACACGAACAAGAUCUACACGCACAAACGGGCGUUCCCUUGUUGGAACUCGGUCACCGUCAGUUGGCAGACCGACCACAAGAGCAUCGUCAUUUAGCAGAGUCGCCAACGGUUCGAGCGUACCGCCGCUGCCACCACCAUCGCCGCCUCAGCCUCAUACUGAUCCUCAAUUUCAGACUGAUCCUCAACCUCAGACUGAUCCUCAGCCACAGACUAAUCCUCAACCACAGACUGAUCCUCAACCUCAGACUGAUCCUCAACCUCAGCCGCACUCUUCGACAGACUCCUCCGUCGCUCCGAAUUCACCACCUGCAUCCUGCACUGAAAUAGCAGAGACAGAACCAGAACCAGACCUGUCACGAGCGCCGUCGGUAUCCAUCAGCAUCCCUCCCGCCCUAAUCGACAGAUCCGAAUACGAGGCCAUACGUACUUCCCUGAUCCACCGAGACGACGAUCAGCUAAGCUUUUCGAGACCAGCCACAGGUCUGAGGACGGUACAAGCCACUCCAUCUGUGGGAAGUGGAUAUCGGCCGUCUUCACCCACCAAUUCGGUCAUUUCUGGAGGCCAGGCCGCUACACUGGCGUCAGACAAUCCACUGCCUCUCACCUGGGGCAUGCGCAGUGAAACAAAUUCUCCGGUAUCGAGCCGGGUCAAGAGCCCCGAGUACGUAUCUAGCACAGAACGACAGUCCAAUCCGCCACGAGAAGUGAGUGAAGAGCUGGGGUCUGUUCUGCGUCGAAAAGUUUUCAGCAUCGCGGAGCUUAUUGACGAAUCACCUCCGGCCCCCCAGGAGUCGCUUCCGCGGAAUACAUUUGCUCGAGACACAGGUAGCGACUCUUCGCCCUGGCAGUUUGAGACCCAGGCACAGAUUCAGCAAAGCUCGAAUCGCGCAUCGCCGGGGGCAGCACCUCAAAGUGCAAACCGAACGAGACUGUUGUCUGAGGGCUUUCGUUCACCAGGCAAUCCAUCCGACGCACAAAUGACUGAUCCUAAUAUACCGUCGCCGAGGGCGUCGGGGCCGGUCCCUGGAACUGCGUCUCCGCCGCCGCCUUUGUUAGCUCAAGCGCCAGCAGUAGACAAUCCAGCGGGAGAGGCAGAAGUUGGCAACCAGGUGGCCGGGAUAGACUCAUUCAUUCCAUCUAACCAGUUGGAUCGUCCUGCGGAUCCCAUCACCAUCUCGCCAGAUGAUCUUCAACGUGAUGAACCCAGGCUCGUAUUGGGUGAUGCGUCUCAUGUCCAAUCAUACGACGCGUCGUUUCCAUCCGCGCUUCCCAUUCAGAGGUCCAUUGAAGAGGAAUCACACUAUCCCAAUGACGAGCAAUCGUCCAGCGAUUCCAAAGCCACAUCGAGUCAGCAAUCGGUGGAUAAUGAGCAGGAGAUUGAGCAUGUCGAUGGGUUGGUGCGACCUAGGCGUCCCAUCCUCGGACCGGCAGAGUAUGCCCUUGCAUUGCCUGCCGAGGGAAAAGUCCAGUCUACAUACCUCGACACUAUCAAUGCGAAAAGAAAGGCCAUCUUGAAGUUCAUCAAUCGAGAUGAGUCGAUCGGCUCGUCCAGCGGGUCUCUCCACCGAACCUAUGAAAGGAACGAGAUGACGGAGCUGAUUCAACGAUUGCACGGCACAACCACACACCUUGAUCUAGGACUGCCUGGAUUCGGCACCCAGUAUUCCAUUAAAUCCGAGCACCAUGCCGCCUAUGCGAACUAUGCCGGCUCCAAAUUCUCCUUCCUUGGCCACCUUGUCGACGUUCUCCAACACGUGGAAUGUUCCAUUAUAAUCAUGGCUCAAGCAGGUCCAAUUCAGGACCUUCUUGAACAAUAUUUGGCCAAGAAGCAUGUCCGUGUAAGACGACAAGACCGGAUUGCUGCGUCGAAAUCGCCGACUCCUGACCGACCAAGCACGGAGUUUCAGGUUCACCUUGUGAGCACCAUGUCAACCCAUCAAGUUUCGUUUUCCCCGAAGCCCAUCUUGAUGAUCGCAUUCGAUGCUUCUUUCGACUCGCAAGAUCCUCAGGUGAUGCGGAUUCGUAGCUACUUUGCACCCAAGCCGACGAACCUCCUACCGGUGAUCCACCUGCUGAUAUCCAACUCCUCCGAGCAUGUGGACCUGUGCCUCCCGAAGAGUAUGCCGUCUCCGGCGAGACUGAAGGCACUUGUUCGUGCGACGUACCAGGCUCGACCCAAUCUGGGAGGGAAACCAACGUACGUCCCGGAUGUGUCGGAUGAGCCUGAAGGAAGACCGAUGGAUUUUUCGGACCUCCAGCGCGCCCUCAGGAAGAGUCCCGAACGAAAGCUCAUGAUGCUUGCAUCGAUCGUGGCUAGGGUGUCUAUCUCGCAGAACUUUGACGCGAAUUGGUCUUUGGGAUCGGUGCCUGACUUGCAACUGACCGAGAUCGAAGACACACCAUCUAAAGCCAGUGGGCCGUCCACGGUGGCUGAAACGCAAACGCCCAAGGAAUCUCUUCCUCGAUCCAGGACACCGGUCUCACGCGCGGAUACACCUUCCAGCCGGAAGAGGCUGUUGGACGUUGACGGAAUACUCCCGCCACUGGUCAAGCGUCAACGGAUGACGCCGCUGCAAGACGUGGCAGAAUCCAGUAACGCUGCCAUCGAUGCAAGCGGUCAACCUGGGCGACUUCAAGAGCUUGUCAACAAGUUACAGGCUGACCUCGUGGCCGAGCAAGAAGCCAAACAGAGGGUUGAAACAGAGCGCAACCAUAUAGAUGAACAGUUGAAGCAGUGGAAAAAGGACCAUGCAGCUUUACAACGACGUUAUGAGAAACGAACACAGAAAUGUCACGAACUGGAAAAAGAUAAUAAGAAACUCCUCCGAACGAUUGAGAACAAUACAGCCAGACAAGAAAAGGUCACGCAAGACAACAGCAACCUGAAGAAGAAAGCGGCGGAGCUCCGCGAGGAGUUGGCCACGGUGCGCAACGGAAUCAGAGCAGCCGGAGGAGAUGCCGCGGCACUCGAAGCUGCUAGAGAGGAGGCGCAGAGCCUCGCAGCCAAAAACGCGCAACUGGAGAAGUCGCUUGAGAACACGCGGAGGGACUUUGACUUCACUCGGCAACAAUACCAAGAAGCAUCGAACCGGGCGGCCGAGCUUGGGAAGGAGAACAGGGACUUGGAAGAGCAGGUUUCUCAAUUGACCAAGCAGGCGGGCGAUGAAAAACGCCGUCUGAGGGAGACCAACUUUGAGGACAGUAUCAAACGACACCUCGCCAAGAUAUCCGAAUUGGAGCUGGAACGCAAGUCCAAGGAUAUACUGUUGCGCAAACUGGAGGAGGAGAAUCGAACUUUGAAGCGCAAUCGAGGCGUCCAGACGCGGGGCUCGAGUGUGCAACCUCCAGGAAGUCCGGGACUGGAUGGUUAUGGAGCAAGAGGACCGCGCAGUCGACCGAGCAGUCCGGCCCCGGGAUUGUUUCCCAGCGGAGGACACCAUGCGGGAGCCUCGAACCGGGGGAGUUUGCUGAGACACGAGCGAUGA